Molecule: messenger RNA, 929 nt
Organism: Raphanus sativus (radish)
Lineage: Eukaryota; Viridiplantae; Streptophyta; Magnoliopsida; Brassicales; Brassicaceae
Product: methylesterase 18
Exons: 2
Coding region: 55-846 (263 amino acids)
Biological process (GO): salicylic acid metabolic process; jasmonic acid metabolic process
Molecular function (GO): methyl jasmonate esterase activity; methyl indole-3-acetate esterase activity; methyl salicylate esterase activity
Source: RefSeq, a predicted model, not a curated record
ACAAAAGAUACUACUAGGAAGAAAUACUAAUUGUAUUAGAAAAAGAUUUUGAAGAUGAGUGAACAUCAUUUUGUGUUUGUGCACGGUGCAGGGCAUGGAGGAUGGUGUUGGUACAAGCUCGCCAAUUCACUGAGGAAGAAUGGUCAUAAGGCCACUUGCAUCGACCUCAAGGGUGCUGGGAUCAACAUAACUGAUCCAAACACUGUGUCCUCUCUUGAUGACUACAACCAGCCUCUCUAUGACUUCCUCUCCCAACUUCCCCUCGACAAAAAGGUCAUUCUGGUGAGCCACAGCGUUGGAGGAGGGAGCAUGACGGCUGCCAUGUGCCAGUAUCCUUCCAAAGUCUCCAUGGCUGUUUACGUCGCAGCAGCCAUGGUCAAACCUGGUACCGUAAUUCCCCCAGUUCUCAAGGAAGUAUUGAAGAUCUGUUCAGGGCUGAUUGAGUCGGAAGCUGAGAAGAUAUGGGACUUCACUUUUGGAAACGGACCCGAGAACCUCCCAACAAGCAUGAUGAUGAAACCUGAGUAUGUCCAGGACAAGUAUUACAACGAGAGCCCUAUGGAGGAUUACACACUGGCCACCACACUUCUGCGCCCAGCCCCUGUCAUGGCAUUUGCAGGCAUAGUGGAUAUCCCAGCAGCACCAGAGGCUGACAAAAUCCCAAGGGUCUACGUUAAGACAGGCAAGGACCAUAUGUUCCAAUCAAGUCGUCAGGACUUAAUGGUUACCCUCUGGCCUCCUGCUCAAUACUUCCUUCUUCAAGAGAGUGAUCACUCUGCAUUUUUCUCCCAACCUGAAGCUCUCUAUAAAAUCCUCCUUGAAGCAGCCUCAUCUAUCUCUCCCUGAUUUCUCUUUACACAUCUAUCUGGAACUCCUCCAAUUCUAUCUUUUUAAUAGCUAAUUGAAUAAAACUGGAUCAUAUUCAUAUA